Chroicocephalus ridibundus (black-headed gull) is the source of this 4133-nucleotide messenger RNA. RefSeq names its product cathepsin D (gene CTSD). Gene Ontology annotation, cellular component: lysosome. Gene Ontology annotation, molecular function: aspartic-type endopeptidase activity. The transcript is spliced from 9 exons. NCBI's taxonomy places the organism in Eukaryota, Metazoa, Chordata, Aves, Charadriiformes, Laridae. The record is from RefSeq and is a predicted model, not a curated record. The coding region runs from base 212 to 1411 and encodes 399 amino acids. Gene Ontology annotation, biological process: proteolysis.
GGCCCGGCCCGGCCCGCCCUCACGUGACGCCGCCGGUUGCAAUUUUAGCCCGUCAGCUGACACGAAAAAUCCCUGGAGAGGGGCCGCCGCCGCCUACAAAAACAGGGAAGGCGGCCGGGCGCGGCGUCGCGGCCUCCCAGUGGCGGGACCCUCCGGCCUGUGUUGUUCCUUUCCCCCCCGCCACACACACAUCCACCCCGCCAUCGCCGCCAUGGGACCCCGCGGCCGCCUCCUCCUCCUGCUGCUGCUCGCCCUGGCGGGGCCCUGCGCAGCCCUCAUCAGGAUCCCCCUGACCAAGUUCCCCUCCAUGCGGCGGGUCCUGAACGAGGCGGGCAGUGAGAUCCCGGACAUGAACGCCAUCACCCAGCUCCUCAAGUUCAAGCUGGGCUUUGCCGACCUGGCUGAGCCCACUCCAGAGAUCCUGAAGAACUACAUGGAUGCCCAGUAUUACGGCGAGAUUGGCAUCGGGACCCCCCCACAGAAGUUCACCGUUGUCUUUGACACUGGCUCCUCCAAUCUCUGGGUGCCAUCCGUGCACUGUCACCUUCUGGACAUUGCCUGCCUGCUGCACCACAAGUACGAUGCCUCUAAAUCUAGCACCUAUGUGGAGAACGGCACCGAGUUUGCUAUCCACUAUGGGACAGGGAGCCUCUCUGGGUUCCUCAGCCAGGACACUGUCACGCUUGGUAACUUAAAAAUCAAGAACCAGAUCUUUGGGGAGGCUGUGAAGCAGCCAGGCAUCACCUUCAUCGCUGCCAAGUUCGAUGGCAUCCUGGGCAUGGCGUUCCCGAGGAUCUCUGUGGAUAAGGUCACCCCUUUCUUUGAUAACAUCAUGCAACAGAAGCUGAUUGAGAAAAACAUCUUCUCCUUCUACUUGAACAGAGACCCCACUGCUCAGCCUGGCGGUGAGCUGCUCCUGGGGGGGACUGACCCCAAGUAUUACAGCGGCGACUUCAGCUGGGUCAACGUCACACGCAAGGCCUACUGGCAGGUCCACAUGGAUGCGGUGGACGUUGCCAAUGGGCUGACUCUGUGCAAAGGGGGCUGCGAGGCCAUCGUAGACACGGGAACCUCACUCAUUACUGGCCCCACCAAGGAAGUGAAGGAGCUGCAGACGGCCAUCGGUGCAAAACCACUCAUCAAAGGCCAGUAUGUGAUCCCCUGUGAUAAGGUGUCAUCUCUGCCUGUCGUCACGCUAACGCUAGGAGGGAAGCCCUACCAGCUUACUGGAGAACAGUAUGUCUUCAAGGUUUCUGUACAAGGAGAGACCAUCUGCCUGAGUGGCUUUUCAGGCCUGGACGUCCCACCCCCUGGGGGCCCACUCUGGAUCCUGGGAGAUGUCUUCAUCGGUCCCUACUACACCGUCUUUGACCGUGAUAAUGACUCUGUUGGCUUUGCCAAAUGUGUCUAAGCGCCUGAUCCCCGCUGCCUCUGCCACACACACACACUUACACACAUGCACAGGAGCCAUACAGAAGGAUUAGAAAUCCAGUGAGUGGAAAGGAAAAAAAAAAAAUGAAAAAGAAAGAAAUGGAACUAGAUUUAAAAUUAUAUGGAAAAUAGUCAUUAGUUCCCUGCUAGCUACUUUUUCCCCUCUGUUGAAUAAGUGGUGCUGGGACGUCUCUAGUUGACAACUCCAGCUGGAGUAGCCCCUUGCUUUACUGCUAGGUCUUCCAGUAUUUGUUUUUAAGAAUGAUUCUCAGAGCUGAAAAAGGCUCUCUCAUGUCUCCCAGCCCUGCUUUCCUUCUUGGGGGGGAGCAGUUGGCUGGAGCCAGCGCCCGGCUCCUCUGUUCCUGCAGAGAAGCUCUGCGGCUGCUCUUGGGUUUGGGCUUCUGCACUGGGGCAGAGGGACAGGGAAGGCUGUCCAGCAUGUUAUUUGCUACUUCUUGCUUUUUCACUGAUAAAGUGGGUGAGUAGGAGGUGGGGGAGAGUCCAUCUUCAUCACCCCUUCACGAUGGGUUGAGGCAGUGACCAGUAGGUCAUUUCUCAAUGGGUUUGUGCUGGCUUGGUCCUAAGAGAGCACAUCCUGGGCUGGAGUGAUGGGGGGGUUGCGGUAGCAUGCCCAAGGGUAGCGUUGCAGAGCCUGAGGGCUCUGGUGGUGUAUUUUUGUGUAGUGAUGGCACUAGUGAGAGAGCUGGAGGCAUGAUGCCCAUGUGCCUGACCUAACAGGGCAGUGAUUUGUAGGGGAGCUCCAGCCAGUGGGACUCUUCAGGGAGUAUGAAUGUAAAGGGGGUCAAGAUAGGAUGUAAUAGAGGUCACUUGAAUUCAUGGCCAUGAAGGCCCAGCUUUUUGCUGGGCAAAGUCAUUUGACACAGGUUCUUGAGUUUGGUGAACUUCUCCCAGCUUCGCCAAACCACAAAUCUUCCCAGCUUCUUCCGCGCUUAGUGAGUUGAGAAUGUUUCCUAAAGCAACUAAGUGAUCUAGAAGCUGAAAUCACACUGGUAAAAUCUGUAGAUGUUUGUCAGCCACUUAAGACCAUUUGGAAACAUUCACAGCAUUUUGAACUGCCCAAAACUCAAGAAGUUGGCAGAGCCAGCAAGCCUCCCAGGCAGGAGGGUGCCAUGGCAACUUCUGGACUUGCAUUCGCUUUCCCUGAUGCCCCAUCGUGAAACCCAACUGUCUCUAACGCCCUCCUUACCUUCUUUCCACCUUACUAAUGCUGGUGAGAGCUCUGUUCGUGUCCACCCUGUGUUGCAGAUGGAGUGAGGCACAAUCCUGCUUUGGAGAGGUGGUAGCUGUUCUAGCUGUGUUUGCAGAUCCUCCUGGAGAGCCAAGAUCUGUGCACGUGAAGCUGCUUACUUCACUAGGCUGGCAUCAGUAGGCAAACGCUGGUGGAGCUAGGAGGACCAUAAAGUGAGUUUUAAGCAGUACUGGAAAGCAGAGGAGAGUUUGCGAAGAAUCCCAGCCUGUGCUGGGAGUAAAAGGCUCUCUGCUUUCCUGGUGUGCUGGAUCAGGUCCUGAAGUUAGGGAGCAGUAGCGGGUGAGGGGCAAAGCUAAGGGGGGGAAGAGGACCAGAUCAGCACUGACUGUGACCCCAGAUCAGGCGAAAUGGGUAGUAAAAUCCUAGUUCCCCAAAAUUCACUGAUAAUCCUGUCGGCAGUACUGGUGGGGCCAAGGAAGUUCCUGAGAAAGGUCCUUGGGCAGUAGGUGAAUAGGUGGUUAUGCCCAGUGAAAUGCAUAUACAUCAUCCCCAAUAUUGAAUUCGCCGGUAACGUGAGAGGCAAGGGUGGGGAAGAGGUCCCCACGUGAGCUGUGGGAGGACAGUGAGUGUGUAGCCUGCAGAUGUCCCCUGUCCCCACGUGCUGCAGCUGAUCAGUUUGGCUUUAUAACCAUGCCUCGGAGGAGUCUGGCAUGGGCAGUGGGGACAGGCCUGGGCACACUUCUGAUGCGUGUAUUGUCCCCUGCAACCCUGGAUGCACCAAAUGCUGCUCCCAAAGCUUGCUUCUGCCUGCUCAUAGUCUUCACCUGCAACGCUGCAUCUGGACACCUAAGGACAUCUGUUGCAGACUGGCUAGAGAACAGUGUUAACAAAAGAAAAAAAAAAAUCAUCAAUAGGUACUCCAAAAUCAGCAGAUAUUCAGCACCUCUCCGGAGAGCCCUGGUUUCACACCAAUUAAGUGCUCAGAGCUCUUCCCAGUCCUGCUACGUUGUUUCCCAGCUGCAGAGACAGCACCCCGGGUACCCACUAAUCAGACCUGAUGCAGGGGGGGAAGCCUGAUGUGGAGCUGGUGGUGGGUUUUGAAUGUCUUUGGCAUCAGAUUUAAGCAGGACGUGCAGCACAGCCCCAGAAGAACGCGUCGGGCUGCAGUUCUGCUGGGUGUUGCAAUGCCUUAUGCUGUCUGUGUCAUAGCCUAAGGCUGGGCUCAUGUCUGUCCUCAGGCAGGCAGGAGGCUGCUGCCUCGGGAAAGAGCACAGCCCGGAAUGAUGCCCUGGGUGACAUACCUUAGGACAGGCUGGAGGAGCGGUUCAUCGUAGUCUUCCCUGAAUGGGUCUCCUCCCCUUGUUCUUUUAGUUGCAUUUUUAAACCAAACUCUAACUGUGUGACUGUUGGGUUUUUUUUAAUCUAAUUUGCUGUCAGAAUUACUGUCUCAUCAUAGAAAAUUGAAAACAAAAUACAGUAUUUCCCCCCUUAA